AGACGUGAAUUCGUAGGCCUCAUCCUUUCCGAAAGCUCACCAGUCGCCUACAAAUUGCUGUGCGAGAUGACCGCCAAGACCGUGCGUUUGGAUUGGCCAACAGAUUGUCCCGAACUUCUCUCUCAGCUUAUACAAGGUGUUACCGACCCCAACACCGUGGUCGCCUCUAGCGCUCAUUUCGAGCAUGUGCGCAGUCAAACACACACACAGGCUCAGCUGGUACAGCUGGUUGGCGAUGUACGACUGCGAGCACUGAAGUUGAUGGGCAGCUGCGUUAAGGUCAUGGCAUCCAAAGUAGUGAACAAACGACAGUUCAGAGAGAUCAGUGGACAGCUCUUCAUGGGCGUCUACGGAAUUUGGCUGGAGAAGUACCGAACUCCCCCACAGGGCGAUGCAAGUGGAAUUGUGGAGUGGUGUGGCGUAGAGGCGCGCACAUGCCUGAAGCUGAUGCGCAAGUUGCUAUUGCACGGGUUUGGCGACAUUAAAAAGGUGCCCGAUUCAGCCGUUGUCAUGGCAACGAUAUUGGAGGCCACCGCCACUUGCGAGCAACGAGCGCGCCAAACCGUCUCGACCAAUCAAAUAUCCGCUGGGGGUGCGAGAGGAUGCGACAAUGCACACAACACAGCCAGACUUUUAAUGAAGAUACUAGUGACAGCCCAGGCACAGCAUCCCUUUGGCUACAUACCAUAUAUAGCGCACACUUGUAAUUUGGCGGUCAAUCGUAUACUCGAGGGUAGAGAGAAUAAUGAUGGCCGAGUGAAGUAUGUCCCAGGUGAGGGCGAGCGUGUGGUCACCAGUGACGACUAUCUGCUGCUGUGCUUGACGCUGGUGAAGAACUGCCUCUGUGAGGUGGAGUAUCAGGAUGAGGAAUCGACAGACGCACAAGCAGCCAAGCGAGAAGUCAGUUCGGUCCUAACCAACCAGAUGGUCGAUGCGCUGGUGCGCGUGUUAGUGGGACAGUACUUUCUGCUCACAACGGCCGAUCUAGAUGAGUGGAGAGAUAGCCCCGAGGCGUUCGCAAUGGAUGCCGCAGAUCUAACGCUCCUCGAGGUACGGCCUUGCGCCGAGGCUCUGUUCGGUGAGCUGGUCUGUCGGAUGAAACAGGCGGCGCUACCAGCAGUUACCAACAUGAUAAUGACCAUAUUUGGUAAUUCCGGCGCGGCACCCUGCGAUCCCAGUGACCUUCAAUCCGUACUAAUCAGAGACGCGGUGUACAAUGCGAUUGGCAUGGCCUCCUACGACAUCCACGACACCUUCGACUUCAAAUCCUUCCUCGUCAGCACAGUUCUGCCGGAUCUCAAGGUGCACUCGAGCACCCUCGCAGCCACACACCCAGCCACAGACACAGCCGCACGCACGCACUCGCCAGCCCAAACACCGUCGUGUAACUACUACUCGAUUAUCAGAAGGAGGGUGGCGUGGCUGCUCAUGCAGUGGUCGGAUGCGUGUGUGUUCACGGAGGAGGAGAUGCAGUUUCUCUACGUGGUCGUGCUGACACUACAUGCGGGACCCAAUGGAGCGGUCGUGUGUUUAGCUACCACGAACAAUGAGUACAUGCACAUCAUGAACGCACACCCACACGUCUAA
Molecule: messenger RNA, 1587 nt
Organism: Sphaeroforma arctica JP610
Lineage: Eukaryota; Ichthyosporea; Ichthyophonida
Exons: 7
Coding region: 67-1587 (506 amino acids)
Biological process (GO): protein import into nucleus
Cellular component (GO): nuclear envelope; cytosol
Source: RefSeq, a predicted model, not a curated record